UAUUGCACACCUCUUGAGUAUUCCAUCUCAUUUAUCUAACCGAAAGUGGUCCAGCAGCAUAUGCUUCCAGUUCCACCCUUUCUGCAAAACAAACGCUGUUGACCCUUGCCCAUCGCAGUCCAAACCCAGCUCCCGCAUAUAAAGUCAACAGGUCGUUAUCGUGUCUUCGCCGUUAUCAGCGUGAGUCGUGGUUUUACCUUACUCAGUACGACAACACCACGGAUCGUGAACGAUUGCAAAAAGAUCUACACACGCAUCACAAGUGAACAUGGCCAGUGCAACACAGCCGGCACAUCUGAAGCUGGAACGUUUCGGCACCGUUCUGCGUGUGGCCAUCAACAAUCCCCGCAAAAAGAAUGCACUCAACAAGCAAGCAUACCAGGACCUGGCCGAUACGCUAAACGCCGCGAACAAGGACGAUGGCAUUAAUGUGGUGGUAAUAACCGGCACCGGAGACUACUACAGCUCCGGCAACGAUAUGGUAUCGACGGUAGCGGACGAAGGAUCGAUUGAAGAAAAGCUUGCCCGCGGGAAUGCUAUUUUGCGCGAUAUGGUACGCGCAUUCAUUUCGUUCGAUAAGCUGCUAAUAGCCAUUAUCAACGGACCGGCCAUUGGAAUAGCGGCCACCACCGCUCUGCUGUGCGAUGUGGUGUACAUGGUCGACACGGCGUACUUCUACACCCCGUUCACCAAGCUAGGUCUUUGUGCGGAAGGAUGCUCGUCGUACACGUUCCCGUUGCUGAUGGGUCGUAGUAAGGCGUCGGAAAUGCUUUUGCUAAACCAUCGGAUGACGGCACAGGAGGCGCUACAGUUUAACGUCGUCGGGACCGUGUUGAAGCGGGACGAAAUCGAAAGCAAACUAUGGCCACAGAUACUGGAGUACGGACGGCUGCCGAUCGGAUCGAUCAAGGCUGGCAAGAUGCUGAUCAAUCGAUUCCAGCGCGAGAAACUGCACGAAGCAAACGAUCACGAAACGGAAGCGCUAAUGGAGCGCUACCAAACGGAGGAAUCGCUGAAUGCGGUUAUGGAGUUUAUGAUGCGGAAAAGCAAAAUGUAACGGACGUCAUCUUGAAAUGCAAAUACAGUCGGGGGCGGUUGUUUUGUUGGUUGUGGAUCGUAA
Molecule: messenger RNA, 1120 nt
Organism: Anopheles stephensi (Asian malaria mosquito)
Lineage: Eukaryota; Metazoa; Arthropoda; Insecta; Diptera; Culicidae
Gene: Dci
Product: enoyl-CoA delta isomerase 2
Exons: 1
Coding region: 269-1057 (262 amino acids)
Source: RefSeq, a predicted model, not a curated record